Messenger RNA from Ricinus communis (castor bean), 1105 nucleotides. RefSeq names its product OPA3-like protein. Lineage: Eukaryota; Viridiplantae; Streptophyta; Magnoliopsida; Malpighiales; Euphorbiaceae. Gene Ontology annotation, cellular component: mitochondrion. Bases 304 to 813 code for a protein of 169 amino acids. Gene Ontology annotation, biological process: regulation of lipid metabolic process. The transcript is spliced from 5 exons. The record is from RefSeq and is a predicted model, not a curated record.
GCAUCUACUAUAUUUUGGUCGCAAAAUAGUUGGACAAAUAUUGACUGAUUUAGUUGAUUUUUUUUCUUUUUCCCUUACAGCUAAUGGCAUAGCAUCCAUGCCCACUCUUUACACUGGAAACCCACUUUUUGUUCUAAAAGGUGAUCAAAGCAGCAUGCAGUCCAGAAAACUCCAUGCCCGCUCUCGAGGAUGGCCAUUUUGGGUUCUCUUCUCGUUCUUAUUCUCUGAGUUAUUUCAUCAAACAGUUUAAAUUCAUUGUCUCGUAGGGGUAAGGAAUUAGUGAAAACGUAACUUACAGAUACUAUGAUUUUACCAGUAGUAAAGCUAGGAACGCUUGCUCUCAAAACCUUUUGCAAGCCCAUAGCCAAUCGCCUCAAGAAGGAAGCAGGGUUGCACCCCAGGUUCCGUCAGUUCAUAAUCAACAUUGCACAGGCAAAUCAUCGAUUCACAACAACUGUGCAAAGACGCAUUUAUGGUCAUGCAACUAACGUUGCAAUACGUCCUUUGAAUGAGGAGAAGGCUGUCCAAGCUGCCGCUGAUCUUCUUGGGGAACUCUUUGUGUUUAUGGUUGCUGCAGGUGCUGUGGUUUUUGAAGUCCAAAGAAGUUCCAAAUCAGAAGCCAGAAAGGAGGAGAUGCGAAUACAGGUAUUGCAGGAGAUGAAGCAAAAAGAUGAAGAAUUAGCAAGGGAAGUUGAGCUUCUUAAACAGAAACUUGAAGAGAUAGAAGAACUGGCAAAAGGACGAAAGCUUGCAGGAUUUUUCAAUUUUAAGCAUGGCCAUACUUUGGAAAAUGGAAAAGCAAAUACAAAAUGAUCACUGCAAGAAUCGAGUGCAGCACAAAAACUUCAAGAUUUGAGGGCGCAAUACUUUGUACAAAGGCUUCAGUUAGCUCGCGUGGCAAGAUAUCAGCAUCUCACCCGCACAGCACAAAUAUUUAGAGCUCAACACAUACUCAGGGAACUUGAGAAACAAUACUCUGUUUUUUUUUGUUUUUUUUGCUUCACAAGUUUGAUAAAAGAUGAACAUUAUCUUUAAUUGUGACGAACAAAAAGAUAUUUUUUUGGCAAACUGCAUAUAUAGGUCCUUGCACUUUAAAUUCUGUUGA